This is a messenger RNA of Linum tenue, 2308 nucleotides long. Lineage: Eukaryota; Viridiplantae; Streptophyta; Magnoliopsida; Malpighiales; Linaceae. The record is from the annotation of a GenBank genome assembly.
UUCCCAUCACUCCCUAACUUCGAUCAAAAUGACGAUGCACUAGGUACUCAGUACCAACAGUAAUGAAUCUAAUUUCACUGAAAUCGGAACCAGUAGUUAAUUACUGUCCCUCACUUCUAAAGUCCACACCUUUCUUCUUCUUCUUCUUCUUCAGCUUGGGCAUUUCCAACAAAGCAAGAUCUAAACUGGGUCGGGUUAGAUCCAGAAAUUUGCUACCUUUCUUCGUUAGCAGAAUGUUCAGGCUACUGCUCAGAUCAAUGUCAAGUUUGUUCCUUUUCAGUGCUCUGUUUUCUAUCGCGGGAUUGCUGGUUGAGGGUUCGGUCCACGAGUAUAAGGGGGAGAAAUUCGUGGGGAGAGGGAAUGCCUUGGUCGUUCAUGGCGGCAGCGAAGGAAUUUAUUUCUCCCGCCCUUCUUCCAAUCUCACCGACAUGGCCGCUAAUGGAGAUGCUUUCAUUCGCUUCGAAAAGGUCACAUUCCGAAGACCCGAGGACUUGCACAACUUCACUUCAGGACUAGUCCAAGCUAUCAUAUUCGAAGUAGAAGAUAGAGAGCUGAUCGGUGGCUCAGCCUACGGUGGCCAGAGAGCAAUCUGCUGUACUCCCGAUCUCGCCAAACUUGAUGCCUGCACUCAAGGCGAGAUCAUCCAUCGGCCGUCAACAACAAAUCCAGGCUUCCCCUAUGUACUCACCACCUCUUUCAGUCUUGACAAAGACAUGGCGAUACUGCCAUCGAGGUCGAUCGAGAUCACCAAAACUGGCAUGUACAACUUAUACUUCAUGAUCUGCGACCCAAAUCUUAAAGACGUGGUAGUAGAAGAAGGGAAAACUAUAUGGAAGAACCCUACAGGAUACCUCCCUGGAAGGAUGGCCCCACUGAUGAACUUCUAUGCAUUCAUGUCUAUUGCAUUUGUCAUACUCGGGAUCUUUUGGUUCUCACAGUACGCCCGGUUUUGGAAGGAAGUUUUCCCAUUGCAGAACUGCAUUACUCUGGUGAUUACCUUGGGGAUGUUUGAGAUGGCAUUGUGGUACUUUGACUAUGCGGAGUUCAACGAGACUGGGGUUCGGCCGACUGGGACUACUGUGUGGGCGGUUACAUUUGGCACUGUGAAGCGCACAGUGGCACGUCUGGUGAUACUGAUUGUAUCGAUGGGAUAUGGGGUGGUGAGGCCGACGUUGGGAGGGCUCACUUCGAAGGUGCUAAUGCUAGGAGGGACGUUUUUCUUGACUUCGGAAGUGCUUGAGUUGGUGGAGAAUGUUGGUGCUGUGAGUGACAUUUCGGGCAAGGCAAUACUGUUCUUGGUUCUCCCUGUGGCACUCUUGGAUGCUUUCUUCAUCCUCUGGGUAUUCAAGUCGCUUUCUGCCACGUUGAAUAAACUUCAGGCAAGAAGAAUGAUGGUCAAGCUGGACAUAUACCGGAAAUUCACAAACGCUUUGGCAGUAGCAGUUGUUGUUUCAGUUGGUUGGAUUUGCUACGAGUUGUACUUCAAAUCACGUGAUGUUUACAAUGAGCAUUGGCAGAAUGCAUGGGUCAUCCCGGCUUUCUGGCAAUUCCUCUCCUUCUCUCUCCUCUGUGUCAUCUGUGCUCUUUGGGCUCCCUCACAAAACUCAAUGCGGUAAGUCAUUUCUCAUCAAAAACUACCACUGGACAUCCUAGAGUUCGAUGAGCAUGUGCAGUUGCCAGCACUGCGAAUGAAUAUUAACCAGAGAAAGAAUCUGCACUGAGACAAUUAGAUCACCUGGCUCGUUAUGCAAUCAAACCUAAUCCAAAGUAGCUUUACCAUAGCUUUCUCCUUUCGUCGUGCAUCAGGUAUUCUUACUCCGACGACACCAACGAAGAGUUUGACAAGGACGAGAGUUCCUUGAGACUCAUCAAACCGGCUUCCUACCCCACAAAGGAUGGUCUACAUGCGCCCGAGUCCAGACCAGUCACGAAUAGCAAUGGAGCAACCGAUGUCGACACAGGAGAAGAGAAGACGGCGUGACAGAAGGGUAGUACGAUCGCACAUGGUAAUGUUUGAACAUUGGACUAUCGUUAAGCUUAACUUGAGGAUGUAUGCCUUUUGUUUCUUUUGUAAUAGUGAGAGAUUGAGGUGUAUUGUUACCCUUCUUACCUCUUAGUUUCUUGUAUAAAUUUCUUACUUUUCCUUGUUUAUUUGGCUCCUGAUGUUCCCCUCGAUGUAUUUUGCCACACAUAGGUUGUUAUAUAGGGAGUUUUGCUGAGAAGGUGGCUUUUUGCUGCUGCUGCUGCUGCUGUUCUUAUUUUAAUUUGUGAGACCCCAUUUAUAAAUUUGUAGAAACCUUCUCCUCUA